AUGAUGAAUCAUAAAAAAGCAUUUAGAAAGAAAAUAACCGUUCGUAACUACGUAAUUGCACUUUUAAAACAGUCCAUAUUGACGGGAGUGCCACAAAUUUUCUUCGCUACAAAUUUUAGAAGAUAUUGGAAAAUUUUAGUUCUCUUCUCUUGUAUCAUCGGAUUCUGUUAUCAAAUGGGUACAUUUUUAAGAAUAUAUUGGAAAUAUCCAAUUAUGGAAGAAGCGGAUAAUUACUUUUUUAAAGAUAUCGCAUUGCCUGCAAUUACUAUUUGUAAUUACAAUGGAUUAAGCAGAAGUAAAUAUUGUAAAGAUUACCCGGAUAACUGUCUUACUCUUGAAAAAAAUAGCGACUUUUGUAAACGAUUUCCCAAUUCUUGUUUAUUGAAAGAAAAUAUUACUAGUAUUCAGAUACCGAAACCAGAAUAUAGUGUAAUGGAAAAAAAUGCACCAAGAGAAAUAGUACUUAAAUAUGGUCAGCAAAAAGAAGAAUUGUUACGCCGUUGUACUCUUACAGUUUCUGAUAAAUCAAUGGCAUGCCCAAAUAUAACAGUAUCAUUCGUCAAUUUUUAUGAAGAUAUUCCAAGAAUAUGCCACACAAUAAACGGUAGAUAUAGAAAUGCAAAGAAAUUACCUAUUCUUAAAGUAAACAUUGAUAUUAGUGGGAUGAAUGUGUCUGAAGAAAGCAGCAAGAUAUUGAUAUUCGGUUGA
Messenger RNA from Centruroides sculpturatus (bark scorpion), 708 nucleotides. RefSeq lists its product as uncharacterized. NCBI's taxonomy places the organism in Eukaryota, Metazoa, Arthropoda, Arachnida, Scorpiones, Buthidae. Gene Ontology annotation, biological process: sodium ion transmembrane transport. The coding region runs from base 1 to 708 and encodes 235 amino acids. Gene Ontology annotation, cellular component: membrane. The transcript is spliced from 5 exons. Gene Ontology annotation, molecular function: ligand-gated sodium channel activity. The record is from RefSeq and is a predicted model, not a curated record.